UUAGUAGGAGCUGAGUAACUGCGGCGGUGUUUCCUGCUGUGAGGUGAGAUAUUCUGACUGUGACAUCGCUGAAAUCUUGAUGCUUUUAUCAGCUCUCUGGUUUCCAUCAAUCGUUAUUAUCGUGGCUGUCAUUCCGGAUACUUGAACAUCCUGAAGAUGAGCCGCAGAGGAGCAGCUGAGAGGGAGGACGACGAGGAGGACUUCUACGACUGCGAGGAGAGCCUGGAGGCUCCGAACACCACAGAUAAAGAGGAGCAGGGGAAGAAGAGCCAGAAGGACCCUUCAUGUUUAGAGGAGACCGACCCAACAGACCCAGAGGAAAAAACAGACAGAGAAGACACAGAGAGACAGCAUGAAGAGGAGGAAGAAGAUUUCCAGGACGAUUCAGACUCUGAGCUGAAAGAACAGGAGCUGUCUAGAGAGGGGGAGUUUGAUGACGAACUGAGGGAGGCGGAGAAGGAGCUGACAGAGGAGGAGAAGGAGAGUCGUCGGCAGCAGAGUGUAACACUAAAGGAAACUGGAAACAGCCUCUUUAAAGCUGGAGAGUGGAAGGAGGCGGAGCGAAGUUACACGGAGGCUCUGGCGUUGUGUCCUUUGUGUUUUAGCAGAGAGCGAGCCGUGCUGUUCUCCAACAGAGCUGCUGCCAGACUUCAUCUGGAGCUGAAGGAUGAAGCCAUCACAGAUUGCACCAGAGCGAUAGAGCUGGAUCCAGAAUACCUGCGGGCGCUGCUAAGGAGGGCAGAGCUCUAUGAGAAAACUGAGAAGCUGGAUGAAGCUCUGGAGGACUACAAGCAAGUUCUGGAGCGAGAUCCAAGCAACAGCGUCGCCAGACAGGCCUGCAUGAGGCUGCCUCCGCAGAUUCAGGAGCGAAAUGAGAAGCUGAAGGAGGAGAUGAUAGAUAAACUGAAGGACCUGGGGAACCUGGUUCUGAGGCCAUUUGGACUCUCCACCAACAACUUCCAGGUCAACCAGGACCCGACCAGCGGAUCCUACUCUAUCAACUUUGUUCAGAACCCCAACAACAACAACCACACUGGAUGAUAUGAUGUCAAUACCCCAGACUGAGGAUGAGUGACCCACUGGACUUCAGACCAAUCAGGAGCCUGCUUACUGAUGACAUCAUCUGCUGUAUGAGCCGAGAAUAAAGAGACAGGAAAUGACCUAAUCAUGUUUGUGUGACAUCAGACAGGAAACAGGGUGGGGUUUAAUGUGUUUAUUGUGAGCAGGAAAUGGAGGUGAUUGGUCAGUGCGCCCUCCUGGACAGCAGCAUCUCUCUGAUGUUGUCCUCAGCCUCCUUCACGCUGCGCUCCAGGUACACCUUCUUCUGCUGUAACACAUGCAGGGUCAAAGGUCAACCACAGCCUGGACGGAUGAAGGCUUCCAGAACCCCUGACCCGUCCAAAACAAUAAGAACAUUUCAGCUUUUAGCUCACUGAGAACAAAGUUUUUGUUUUUGUACUGUUGGUUAAGCUACAAGUGAUGAUGUCACAGCGUUGAAUGGCUUUGAUUGGCUACCUGGAGCCUCGGCUGUAGAAUAAAGACUGGUUCUGGAUUUUA
Messenger RNA from Cyprinodon tularosa, 1557 nucleotides. RefSeq names its product tetratricopeptide repeat domain 1 (gene ttc1). Lineage: Eukaryota; Metazoa; Chordata; Actinopteri; Cyprinodontiformes; Cyprinodontidae. The coding region runs from base 157 to 1041 and encodes 294 amino acids. Gene Ontology annotation, molecular function: protein binding. The transcript has 8 exons. The record is from RefSeq and is a predicted model, not a curated record.